GCCACCGUCGCAUCAUCUUUAAACAACAUGGAGUUCGUGUUCGCCGCUUUGGCUUCUUGACAGCUACGUUUGUCUCUUGUUUCACCCUUAACGAUGCCGUUCGGUGUGAAACCGAUGUGCACAACAUGCAAGACUACCGUUUCUUCCAUGUGGCGGAAGAACGAGAAGGGCGACGUCAUAUGCAAUUCUUGCGCGCUGCGCGGACACACGGCGUCGACGGAACCUGAGCAGUCAGCUGCUAAGGAGACGAACGGGAACGGCUGCCCUUUCACGUUGCGCAAAAGUACCAGAGCAAAGAGCUCCAAAUUGAGGCAGCAGCAGCAGCAGGCAAAGACAGCGGCACCUAAAGGAAAAGGUCGUCGGGCAAUUUUCAAAAGAACGCCUUUGAGAGCACCAACUGCUGUGGCAACAUGCGUUACCAGUGAUUACGUGUUUUUUCGGGGCACCUACUACCAGGUGGGGGACAUUGUGGCCCUGAUGGAUGAGAAUGACGACACCUACUAUGCUCAAAUUCGAGGCCUGCUGCAAGACCAGUAUUGCGAGAAAAGUGCAGUCAUCACAUGGCUGCUUCCUACUUCGGAGAGCCCAAUGGACCACUUCGACCCUUCCACCUAUAUUCUGGGACCAGAAGAGGACAUUCCUCGGAAGUUGGACUACAUGGAGUUUGUUUGCCAUGCUCCUUCUGAGUACUACAAGGCCCGCAAGUCGCCGUACCCUCUGCAAAAUCCUCCAGGUCCCGAAUGUGGUUUCAUAUGGACUAGGAUCGGCCCUCAGAUCAGGCCCAUUCCCACCCAGGAGGAAGUGUUUGGAACAGUGUAGGUGAGCUUUUGUGACUGGCGUGUUUGGCUGUGUUGCUGGAGACAUGAGCAAGAUGAUAGAUCUGACUGAACAGUGUUUCAUUAAGUUUUUUUUUUUUUUCUGUGCCCAGUGUUUAAGUGAACGACAUUAUGCUUGAGUGUAUUGUAUCGAAUUUCUGUCUGAGAUGUUCUUUUGUGUGUAGAUGUAACUGCAUUGAACGAGAAAGCCACAGUGGAGUUGCAACAUGAUGAGCCUGUUAUGGUGUAAUAGGGUGCAAAAGGAUAUGAAGUAAUAACAAGAAAAAUCAUCCUGCUGUUA
Dermacentor albipictus is the source of this 1116-nucleotide messenger RNA. Its product is annotated as GATA zinc finger domain-containing protein 1. Gene Ontology annotation, cellular component: nucleus. NCBI's taxonomy places the organism in Eukaryota, Metazoa, Arthropoda, Arachnida, Ixodida, Ixodidae. Gene Ontology annotation, molecular function: zinc ion binding; sequence-specific DNA binding. Gene Ontology annotation, biological process: chromatin organization; regulation of DNA-templated transcription. The record is from RefSeq and is a predicted model, not a curated record.